AUGCCUAUAAACGACUCCCCCGAUAGAGCCGCCCGAACGAAGAAAUUCCAACAGAUAAACGAUGCGUAUUACGUUCUCUCAGACCCGCACAGGCGCCGUGAGUACGAUGCAGCACGUCGCACCUCGUCCUCGGCGGGAUCAUCCUGGGCCCACGAGCACCCUCCCCCGCAGGCUGAGUCGUUCGCUUCCGACCAGUUUGGAUCGAUGUUCGAGGAGAUGCUUCGAGAGGAAGGUAUGUCGGCCAGUGAAGCUGAGGCCGCCGGGGGAUAUCUAUGGUCCAUCGUAGGAGGUCUUAGCGGCGGUGCUAUAGGGUUCAUUGUUGCGAACUUCCCGGGAGCUGUGGCGGGAGCAGUCGCAGGAAAUAGGCUUGGAGCGGUGAGAGACAAGAAAGGGAAGAGUGUCUAUGAAGUUUUCCAAGAGUUGCCGCAAACGGACAAGGCAAAGAUAUUGAGUCAGUUAGCCACGAAGGUCUUGCAGUCAGCCGUGUCAUAA
Molecule: messenger RNA, 492 nt
Organism: Coccidioides posadasii C735 delta SOWgp
Lineage: Eukaryota; Fungi; Ascomycota; Eurotiomycetes; Onygenales; Onygenaceae
Source: RefSeq, a predicted model, not a curated record